UCAGUUUGGUUAUAGCGGGGCAGGAGCGAGCACACGGCCGUAUGUUCAAGUCCAAGUCCUUCGAUCUGGUCAGUGAGGAUAAGACGAGGCGGGCAGAGCGGCUCUACCAGCCGCGACGGAUGCGCUGGCUAAAGUACAUCGUCCUGCCCGCCGUCUUUGGGUUUGUUCUUCUGCUGAUCCUCUGCAACGUGGACUUCUCCUACGACGAUGACGAUGACGAUGCGGAUGAUGCCUUAUCCUCGGCCUCGGUGGACAGUCAUCAGUGGUGGAGGUUGGUCGAGGAGGAAGGUUUGAUUGUGGUCAACGAGCUGGAGCAGAUAUAUAACCAGAGCGAGUGUCCAGGCGAAACUGCGCUUUUUGUGUCUGGAUACAAGUUUCCGAACGGCAGCCUGGACGGGGACUUCCUGAGUGGCAGCUUCCGGCUGCAGAGCCUGGAGAUAGCCGACUGUGAUUUGAGACGCAUAGAAGACGGCACCUUCGACCAGAGCAAGCAGCGCGGCCUGAUGACCCUGCAACUGAGGAACACCCAGCUCCAAUCACUGACUGCAGCUGCCUUUCGGGGACUCCAGCAGCUUCAGAACUUUACGCUGAUCAACGAGGAGGAGUCCUUUGAGGCGGGGGGCUUUUUAGCACCACUUGCCAGUACCCUGCUCAGCGCCAGGAUCCAUCAGAGCUACUCGGAUAGAGUCUCCUACUCAGUCAGUGACUUCUUUGGAGGCCAGAAUUUCACUCAGUUGAAGUGGCUCGACCUGAGCGGCACUAACCUCGGGGAGCUCCUCCUCUGGGAUUCGUUCGGCUGUCUGCCCGCCCUGGAGCGACUCAUUUUGGUGGAUUGUGGUAUUAGCCAAGUAGAGUGGAACACAUUUCCCAGUUGUUUUAGAUCAUUGCGAUACUUGGACCUGAGUGGGAACCCACUAGAGACAAUCAGUGGCAACUUUCUGCCACCCAUGAGGGAGCAAGGCAUUGAAUUGGAACACACUGACAGUACCGCGAUGAUGGACUCGGAUUAUGAGCAGGAUAUGGCUUCUACGCCAGUCUAUAGCACAGCCCAAGUCAUGACCUUCACUCAAGAGAUACAACCCUUUGUUCCUGGGGUUCGUACCACGACCGCCGAACCAACAACAAUUUUAGAGACUGAGAGCACGACGUGGACAACGGAAACGUCAACGACCUCAGCACCUUUGGCCUGUUUGGAAGAAUUAUGCGAAAUUCUCAACUGCACCGAUAUCAAGGGACGGUCCAGCGAAACGCGGUUGACCUACAAUGCAUCUCUUCAGUUCAAGGAUCUAAGUAACGCUGUGGUGCAGGUCAGGCUCUCCCACUUGCAGUCGCUUCAGUGGCAGCUGGUGUACUUCUCCACGGCCUCAUGGAGCGGCUAUGUGGAGCAGGAGAACACCGAAGAGAGCACGGAGGACAACGGAGAUGUUGUGGUGGCGGUCCCAAACCUGGACUGCGGCACCCCAUUCGUCUUCUGCGUGGUGAUGGCGGGAGAGAAUGUCACCUCCCCACUGAACUGUCGCUCGCACAAGACUCUGAACUGUGUGAAAUACUACACGCUGUCCUGGUUCGAGGCAAACAGCGGCCUAAUCAUAGGUCUGGGAAUAGCUGGCAUUCUCAUCUGUGUGGCCUUGGGCAUGCUGAUCGUCUACGUGGCCCUGCGACUGCAGCCGAAGUGGCUAAGGGGUAGCCGCAGAUUGGUGCGUCCUCUGAGGGACUCGAACACGAUGUUUCUGGUGCCGAAGGGAUGCCAGCAGGAGGAAUACGGCUACCAGGGAGAUCCCACCUCUAAGAACGACAAUUACGACUACGUCGCCUUCCACCGCUACUUGGAGCAAGCGAAUCUCUAUCGAACGGAAUCGAAUAAGUAUAUUUCCCCGCCCCGGGAGCGGGCUCCGUCCGUGCCCCCCUCCAGCGAGGCAGCCGCCAAGAAGAACUAUGUCUACGAGAGCUUUGACUUGUACGAGGAACUGCCUCCACACGUCCCUUGAGUCGGCACAAAUAUUCGCUCCAUAUCGCAGUUAUUGUUGUGAGUAAUUGAUUGCUGAUUGUCAAUAAUGCCUAUUGGCAGAUCUAAAUUCAUUAAACCGAUAAGGUUUGUAAGGGCAAUAGACAUAGCUAGCCAUAAAUGGGCAGAGUAUCUCAAUCCCAGAUAGUUUUAGAGGCACUAAUAAAAAUCGGAGUAAUCAAAA
Drosophila pseudoobscura is the source of this 2189-nucleotide messenger RNA. RefSeq lists its product as uncharacterized. Lineage: Eukaryota; Metazoa; Arthropoda; Insecta; Diptera; Drosophilidae. The record is from RefSeq and is a predicted model, not a curated record. The transcript has 2 exons. The coding region runs from base 42 to 1988 and encodes 648 amino acids. Gene Ontology annotation, molecular function: protein binding.